AAGGAAAUGCGUCUGCUGAACAAGGAGCUGCGCCUACAAGACGUCACUCUUAUGUAUCUCACCUUCAUGGCAACGGUGGUGGUGCUCCUGGUGGCAUCUUACCAAGCACCUACCACCUACGCCAGACCAUCACUGACCUAUCACAUGCUGUUAGAUCCAUCUGGUCAGCUGGAGUUGUCCUGGAACAUCAGCUAUCCCACUCAAGAGAUCUACAUAGAGCUGAGGGUAAAAGAGCUUCACCAUGGCGUUCUGCUGGGAAUGUCCGAUCGAGGAGAGCCCACAAAUGCCGACCUGGUCCUUCUCUGGGACGAUGGACACAAAUCCUAUUUUGGGGAUGCAUGGAGUGACAGUGAAGGUCGGGUGAUGUUAGACACCCAGCAGGACUAUCAGCUACUGGAGACUCAUCACUCCAGUGAAGGCUUCUUUCUGCUCUUCAAAAGACCCUUCAGCACAUGUGACCCUCACGACUACGUCAUAGAGGAAGGCACCGUCCACAUAAUUUACGCCAUUUUUGAGCGCCCGGUCCUGUCUUUGCACGAGCUGAACGUGUCCCGUCUCCAACCUGGUGUCCAACCAGUCCUCCUCCUGCGUCCAGACACUCCAGCCCCUCCUCUACCAAGAGAUGUUCGCAGCCUGGAGGUCCUGGCCCCUGAUGUCACCAUCCCCACACAGGAGACCACAUACUGGUGUCACAUCUAUCAGCUUCCCCCAAAUAUGCCCAAGAACCACAUUGUCAUGUACGAAUCUGUCAUUACUCCUGGUAAUGAAGCCAUUGUUCAUCAUAUCGAAGUGUUCGAAUGCUCCCCACAAAUGGACACCGUGCCACAAUACAGCGGUUCCUGCGAUUCUAAGAUGAAACCCCCCAAACUGAAUUACUGCCGACACGUUCUGGCUGCCUGGGCCAUGGGAGCCGAGGCAUUUUACUACCCUGCUGAUGCUGGUUUGCCUUUGGGAGGAGAUGGAUCUUCUAGGUUUCUUCGCCUUGAAGUUCAUUACCAUAAUCCUCUUCUUAUAUCAGGCCGGGAGGACUCCUCAGGCAUUCGUUUAUGGUACACUCCGUCUCUUAGGAGGUUUGAUGCGGGUAUCAUGGAGCUCGGGCUCGUCUACACCCCCGUCAUGGCCAUCCCACCCCGCCAGCACUCAUUCCAGUUGGCUGGCUACUGCACCGCCAAAUGCACACAGACGGCACUUCCUGCAGGAGGUAUACACAUCUUUGCAUCACAGCUGCAUACUCACCUGGCCGGGCUUGGGGUCAGAACUGUCCUGGUACGAGGAGGUAAAGAGACUGAGGUGGUACAAGAGGACAAACACUACAGCACACAUUACCAGAUCAUCCGUGUACUGAAGAAGAUGGUGACUGUUUUGCCAGGUGAUGUGCUCAUAACCAAGUGUAUAUACAAUACAGAAGACAGGAACAAAGCUACCGUGGGCGGCUUUGGGAUUAUGGAAGAGAUGUGCGUCAAUUAUGUGCAUUAUUACCCACGCACGCAGCUGGAGCUGUGCAAGAGUCACGUGGACCCGGAUUACCUGCAGAAAUACUUCAGCAUCAUUAACAGGUUUCAGGCACGUGAGAGCUGCACUUGUCCUCAAACAAGUGUUGAAGAGGAGUUCUCCUCGAUAACCUGGGACUCCUUCAGCGGGGAGGUGUUGAACUCUCUCUACACCUCCUCACCCAUCUCCAUGCACUGUAACCAAUCCACAGCUGAGCUCUUUCCUGGAGAAUGGCAGAAGCAAGAAAUCCCAGUGGUUACAGCAGAACUCCAGAGAGCCCCAUACCCAUGUGAAUUAAACCACCGAUCGACCUCUCUGAAUGAAAACCCUACAGAGGUCAAGCCUCCAAAUAGUGGCUGAUGGCCUCUGCGUCUUGCAGAGCUCAACACUUUACCGGUCUGCUUGCUCACAAACAAAGUGUUGCAGCCGGUACAACAUGGAGGAAAUGUGAUGUAACAAUGAAUGAAAAUAAAUUACCUGAGUGUUUUA
Messenger RNA from Paramisgurnus dabryanus, 1980 nucleotides. It is a transcript of the gene dbh, whose product is annotated as dopamine beta-hydroxylase (dopamine beta-monooxygenase). Gene Ontology annotation, biological process: octopamine biosynthetic process; norepinephrine biosynthetic process; dopamine catabolic process. The record is from RefSeq and is a predicted model, not a curated record. Lineage: Eukaryota; Metazoa; Chordata; Actinopteri; Cypriniformes; Cobitidae. Gene Ontology annotation, molecular function: copper ion binding; dopamine beta-monooxygenase activity. Gene Ontology annotation, cellular component: secretory granule membrane.